GCGCCGGGCGCGCGUCGCGGGCUGAGGCGGAGGGACGGGGCCAAGAUGGCGGCGCCCGUCCUGCUGCGGGUGUCGGUGCCGCGCUGGGAGCGGGUGGCGCGCUCCGCCGUGUGCGCCGCCGGCAUCCUGCUGUCCCUGUACGCCUGCCACUUGGAGCGUGAGAAGGGCCGCGACAGCCACUACCAGGCCUUGUGCGACCUCAGCGAGCGGGUGCGCUGCUCCGCCGCCAUCACCUCCAGAUGGGGUCGAGGAUUCGGUCUCUUGGGUUCCAUCUUUGGAAAGGACAGUGCAAUAAAUCAGUCAAACAGUGUUUUUGGCCUGGUGUUUUAUAUACUACAAAUGCUACUGGGUAUGACAGCGAGUGCAGUAGCAGCUCUGAUCCUCAUGACAUCCUCCAUAGUGUCUGUAGUAGGGUCCCUGUACUUGGCAUACAUUCUGUACUUCGUGCUGAAGGAAUUUUGCAUUGUCUGCGUGCUCACAUAUUUGCUGAACUUCAUUCUCUUUAUCAUCAACUACAAACGACUAGUUUAUUUGAACGAGGCCUGGAAGAGGCAACUCCAACCCAAACAGGAAUAACCCCUGCUGGAACUUUUGACUGACAGUCUGAAGACCCAACUUCCAUUAAGUUUAUUUUGCAGUAAUUUUUUUAUUCUCCAUAUCAGACACUUUUUUUCUUCCCUUUCCCCCCCCAAGAAUCAUAAUGGAAAAUUUGAAUUAUAAAUUUCAAGGGGCCCCAGAUAAUUUCUCUGUGCUAAUCUUCAGUUUCAAUGCGGUUAUGAAAGGAAACUCUGUAACAAUCAAAGACAAGCUUUAACUUUACUUUGAAGGAGUUUUAGCCACAGCAAAACCUAGACUCUCUUUCUUCCCCCUCCACUUGUGAAGUGGGUAACACUUGCUAGAAAAUAUCCUGUAUAUAAAUUCAGGUAUAACAAGAUGUGAUCAUGACAUGAAAUAUUCUAGACUAGCAUCACCAUAUUUAAUGUUGCCAUGUUUACAGUAUGUGUAUUUUUUUUCCUUCUUUUUUCUUUUUUUCUUUUUUUUUCUUUUUUUUUUUUUUAGCUGAUGGACUUAGAUUUGACUAGGACUUAUACUGUAAAUAAAAUUAGAACUCUUGGUUUAAUCCCUGGAGAACUCACUGUCCCAUGGGUUUGGUUAGGAGCUGUCAGAGGGUUCAGCUCAGAGUCGACUGACAUGAUGGAAGAAGUGACCUCUAAAGAACAUGGAGUUGCUGCUCUCACUGUUGUGCUUUCACAAGAAUGAUGCUUGGGGUUGGUUCCAUUUUUUUCUUCUUGUUUUCUUGAUUUUUUUUUUUCCUUUUUUUUUUUUUUUUUUUUGUCUCCAGUAACAAAAAUGGAAUUAAAGCUGAAACCUGAAGUAUGUUGAUUAAACGACAACCUCAUUAAUUUCUGUACAGAACAAAAAUAGCUUCAUGUGGUCAAUGAAAAGCUGAUUUGCAGAUUGGGGGCUGGAUGAAGUGUUCUUUGAAAGGACUCCAUUUCAAGCAGAGCUGUUUCAUUGGAAGCUGUGCUCAGUCAGCCAGUGUUACUAAUGUUUGAUGUUCUAUGAAUGCUGCAGUAUAGAAUUGCAAUUUGCAGUGGAAACCACUGAGUGAGCAGGAUAACCAAGCAGUGCACUGAAAAAGCAGUUCCUUAAUUGAUCUUGGUCAGGAUCUUUGGUUUGUGCUAUAUUGGGAAAUGAACUUUAGGCCUGACAAACACACACAGAGAAGAUCUCUUGGAAGGGCAGCCUGUUUAAUGGGAUAAGUAAGUCAAUGUGCUCCUGAAAAUGAAAUGUGCUAUAGUGCUAUCAUUGCUCUUUCUAAGAACUAUUUGGGAAAAAAAAUAUUAAACUGCAGAUUUAAACAAAGGAACAAAAUUGUACACGUUGUUUCUGCACUCAGUAUUCUAAGGCUGAAUGUUAAAAGUGCCUUCUGUCUUCAAAUCUUAAACCAAAUACUUUGUGUUGAACUUGGCAGGCAGAAGUGUCCUUGCUUUAAAAAUGAACAAAAUUCCCAGCAAACCUGCUGGGGAUAGAAGAGUAUUAAGAGAUCUGUUUUUAGUUUUUAGACUGAGAAGUGGUAGCAGUAUUGUUGUCAGUUUAAUUUCAAAGGUUGGUGUGAUUUGGAAAAGUGAAAUACUUGUGUUUCUGACUGUGAGACACCAAAUUGUGUGGGUUCAGCUAUUUUCUGUAAUUGGUGCUGUGCUGCUUUUUGCCCUUGUCAGUUCAAAAUGUGAAGAAUUCCAACUGCAUGCCCAUUUAUUUAAAGAACUAAUUUAUCUCCUUUUAGAUUUUCAUUCUCAAACAUGAAUGUCAGAGAGACACUUCCAUUGUAAGUGGAUUUUAACACUAAGGAUAAGCUACUGUGAAACAAGCAGGGUUUCCAUAGGGCAAAACAAGUCUGGAGAUUGAAUUCACAAAAUUAUAUUUAAAUUACUACUGAAGUAAUUCUGGUUUGUACCAAGGGUGGAGGUGGAAACUGCUUUUCUGUACAGAGUUCUGUGGUGUGAGUAACAUCUGUUGCAUGUAACACUAAAUGACUUGUCCCUCGUCUGACAGUUUUAGCCAACAAUUCAUUAAAUGAGUUUUGUAUUGACCAGAGUAUAGUUAAAGCUUGUCUUGAUGUUUAGUUCUGUCUCUCAAAUGCCUUCCACUUUGAUAUUAAGGGGAAUGAAUGAUGUUGAAUUGGUCCCUCAAGGCUUGGCUUUGUUCUGUGCCAAGCCUUGAGGCAGUAGCAGUGUUUAAUGUGUUGUAUAGGUUUUAUUUCCAUGCAUUCCUGUGAUCUACACUAAAGGCAUCUUUUAUUCACCCAAGGAAGAGGUGACCAUGUGCUGCCAGAGCAAGCAGCCAUGGAGACAAGUCUAAUCCAUGAGUACUUGGUCCAAUUUCUGGGAAAAAAAAAGAGGAAAAAAAAUCCCCAUCAGCUGAAAGUAUUGGUGUUAACUUCACUGUGUCUUGUGCUUGUUUGUGUGGGCAUAGUCUGUUGAUUCAGUUUGUUUAGUAAAAAUGUUUAGGGCCAGAUUUUCAGCAGUGGUGUCUGCAGUCCUUGUUUGUGUGCUCAUUGGAGCUGGAGUUUGGGCUCUGGGAGAAUUUGCAGCCACACUUUGUGCACGACCUUUGCAAAUCUGAUCCUUAAUUGUGAACCUCUGGUCUCAUGUGCUUCCCUUGCAGUUACUUUUUACUGGAAGUGAUUUCUGAAAGGGCCCUGAUUUCUUCUCUUUCUUGUGCUUUAGAAAUGCAGUUGGCCUGGAUAAAAGGCAGAAUAAUCUUAGCAGGAGAAAUUCAGCCCUUUCUGCUUCCAGUUCUUUUGACUCUUUCCUUGCUGCUCCCAGUGAUAGAAACAGCAUCUUCCUUCCAGGAAAAUGGGUUGUGAUGGAAAUCAGGAGUUCAGCUGUGCCCCCGCUGCCUGCCCCAGCCAAAACAUGCUGGCAAAACUGGUUUUACCCUUACAAAUCCAAAGGCAAAUCCUAAAAAUGUUCAAGGAUGCAGCUGGGUAAAGGCAGGUGAAUGAUAUUUGGGCUGGCAAGGGCCAGGGGGAUGUUACAGAGAUCACUCAGGAGAAAGGAAGGGAUAAAAUUUACAGUAUCCAGAGGUUCUGAAUUUGGGCUCUUCCUGCCCUUCUUUGGCUCUCUCAGAAUCCCAGAAUUCCUUUGGGAUCAUGGAAUAUCCUGAGUUGGAAGUUCCACAGCAAGGGGAGGAUUGGAAAGGCCAAAAAAACCCUCAUCCCAAAACCUGCUUAGGAAUUAAACAUCCCUGAAAUCCUCUUAGUGUGAGGUACUUGCUACUCUUUAUGGCCAACAAAGCAUUGGAGUCUCGUGGAGGAAAUGAAUAUUCUUGGAAGUUUGUGACAUUUGUGACACUGAGGCAAAUGAAACAUUCCUGAGCACCUUUUGAGAUCUCUGCUGAGGAGGUUUCUGGAUGCUGUAGUUUGCAUUUUUGUGCUGCUGUAGAAUCUCAUUUGUUCCAGGAGGUUGGUGAGGUGUUUCAGGCAGUUCUGCUCCUAAUUUAUGUGGGCUGAAGUCAGAGAUUGGCUUUUGUUCUGCCAAUGUUGUUUAAACUGCUCCAGAAAAGAGAUGAAGUAUUCUGUUACCACAAAACUGUGUUAAGCAUGGCCUAAAUAUUAAGUGUUUGUUCUGUAUAGUAUGUUCCAUCAACUAUUUAUUCCCAGUGCUUUCAACUCCAAAUCCAACACCCAUUUAAAAUGGAGUCAUUGGGCAGAUGCUCCUUUUCUCAAUAUAGGCUGAGAGAUUCUCUACUGGAGGUUUAGGAUACAAUUUUGCUAACAGGUAAAAAAAACCCAUGUAAAUAUGUACGAAUUCUAUUUGUUGCACAUAACUUUUUUGGUAUAAAAAAAAAAAAAAACUAACAAAAAUAAAUGUAGAAAUUACCUGUGGA
This is a messenger RNA of Oenanthe melanoleuca, 4392 nucleotides long. It is a transcript of the gene VKORC1L1, whose product is annotated as vitamin K epoxide reductase complex subunit 1 like 1. Gene Ontology annotation, molecular function: vitamin-K-epoxide reductase (warfarin-sensitive) activity. Gene Ontology annotation, biological process: peptidyl-glutamic acid carboxylation; vitamin K metabolic process. The transcript has 3 exons. Lineage: Eukaryota; Metazoa; Chordata; Aves; Passeriformes; Muscicapidae. The coding region runs from base 46 to 576 and encodes 176 amino acids. The record is from RefSeq and is a predicted model, not a curated record.